Talaromyces proteolyticus is the source of this 558-nucleotide messenger RNA. RefSeq lists its product as uncharacterized. The record is from RefSeq and is a predicted model, not a curated record. The transcript has 3 exons. Bases 1 to 558 code for a protein of 185 amino acids. NCBI's taxonomy places the organism in Eukaryota, Fungi, Ascomycota, Eurotiomycetes, Eurotiales, Trichocomaceae.
AUGUUUUCUGGUUUGCUCUCAACCACUGUGCUCUGCCUAGUGACCUCUUCUUUCGCAUUGGUCACCCGCAGCACUCCUGAAGUUGGUGAGAAGUUUGGUCUCUAUGCGUACGGUGACUCCCUUGGAGGGGUCCCUCUCUUUUAUGCUGACGGGAAAGCGUUUGUUGGCGAUUCGUCUAAUUCGACCUCUUCCUCGAUUUACAAUGUGACAUUUGAGCGCACGUCAGCCUCAUCGUCUAGCCCUUGGCUCGCGAAUCCUAAUGGGACUACUGCGGCCGACACAAACUGGUCGGAAAAAAUGUUAUAUAUUCCUAGUUCGUCGGCAUCCUCUGAUCAGAUAGGAUUCAUUUCCAACGCAGGAGACAAUGAGAUCACCACUGGCUUUGUAUUUUAUGGCCAGUCGGUAAUGGUAGAAACUGCUCCCGGGGACUAUUCUACAAGCUUCUAUGUUCGGCCUUCCUCUCAGGGAGAGGGCAUCUAUUCCUUACUGUGGAAUGUUACUGGUGAUGAUACUAUCAUUUCUAUAUCUUUGCGCUCUGUCGAACCCUCUAAUGCAUGA